UUUUUUUCUACGUCAUUGACAUGUGUGCGAAAAAAUGGUUUCCGUUUACCAGCUGGCAUUAAUUUCUAUUGAAUAAUUUUCAUCUGUCCCUUCUUGAAUUAUUCUAUUGUGCUCUGGCAUGGCGUCUGUUCUUGAUCUUGUGAAACAUUAUCAACAUAAUAUAGAAAAGUAUUCCAAUGACCCACAGAGAGUCCUAAAAUGCAUUGACAAGUUGUACAAGUUGGGAGUGACGGUUGGGCACCUGCAAGAGACUGGUGUCGGUCGCACAGUCAAUGCUCUCCGCAAGGAAGCAGGUGAUGUGGGCACCGCAGCUCGAGCCCUUGUCAACAAAUGGAAACUCAUGGUGGCUGCUGAAGAGAACAGUGACUCUGAAGACCACAAUCAUGACACAACAAGCUAUAACGGACACGGACAUGGGAAGGAUUCUGACGACAGUGUGAAUCAGUCUAGGAACGGCGGAGACAGACAUGACCACAGUAGAUCAUCCAAGCACUCCGACCCCCCCGACCAUCGGCAGACCAAUGGCAACCACAACUCUAGCUCCAGCAAAAGGAAAUAUAACAGUAGCGAGGAUUCAGAACCUGACACUAAGAAAUCUCGCAACCAUCGAACAAGUGAGGAAGAAGAUGUGAAACCAGAUAUUAGAGUAAAGACAGAACCAGCAAGUGACAGUGAGCAUUCGGACUCACACAGUGACGACAGUGACUCCUCCGAAUCCUCUGCUCAAGAAACUAAAGUUAAACUCGAAAUUAAAACCGAACCUGAGGAGCAACCAAAGUCCUCAUCAUCCAAACACAGCUCCAACCACUACACAGAUCACAAAAAAGAAUAUAAAAAUGUGUCAAUUAAAACAGAAGAACAACAUACAGACAAACAUACAAAGCACAGUCAUGAGUCUAGGCAUUCUGAAAAGACAUCUUCAAAAGACAAAUCCUCCAGCUCACACAAAAGCUCUAAAGAUAAGGAAAGCAGCUCUGAUAGAAAACACAAAUCUGAACAUAAAUCUGACCACCGAUCAGCAGAGAGGGAUAAAGAUAAAUCAUCCAGGGAUAAAGAUAAGUCAACAAGCAGUUCCGAAAAACAUAAAAGUUCCAAGCACGAAAGCAGUAGUGAUAAGCACAAGAGCCACUCUGAAAAAGAAUCCAAAUCGGAGAAACACAGAAGUAGCGGCCACCACAACUCUGACAAGGAAAAACUAAAGAGUUCUUCCGAAGAGAAACAUAAGUCUAAGGAAAGUAGUAGUAAUAGUAGCUCAAAGAACAAACACAGUAGCUCAUCUGAGAAAGAUAAGUCAUCGCGCGAUAAAAGUAGUUCGUCUAAAGACAAACCAAGUCAUAGCAAGAGUGAUAAAAAGCAUUCAUCUAGUGAUAAGUCAAAGAGUAAACCUGAUAAGUCAGAUAGUGAGAAAGAGAGUAGACAUAAGUCGGACAGCGACAGGGAAAGUAGGCAUAAGUCAAGUUCCUCAUCACAUAAGAGUAGCAAGAGUAGCAGUAGUAAGGACAAGGAAGCGCCAAAGAAGAAGAAAUCUCAAGCGAAUGGAGACAGCGAUGACGGCAUCGAUUGUGGAUCAGGUGCGAGUUUUGCUGAAGCACUCGGCAUGGUCAGUCCGGCCAAGCCGAAGAAGAAGCCAACUUCUGGAGGCAUCAAAGAGUUCUCAUCUCCCCUCAACUCCUUCGAUAGCCCUGAUAUGACCCCCGCCUCCCUCCUAGCGCCGUCCACUAAGCUAGCUCCACUACCUCCACUGGAGAUAUCUGCGCUGCCGGAGAUCUCCCCGCACUACCUGCCGCGCCCGCCGCCGCGCCUGAUGCCGCACUUCACUGAUGAAGAGGCCAUGAGCUGUGUCAUCUCUUCUAAGAACCAAAGAACAAAAGUCUAUUCCGGGAUCAAAACGUACGGAAAGGUGCCAUCUCUGUACGAAAUGUGUGUCCACGUACUACAGGAGCAUAUUGAAGCUCUAGAAUACACGGGCGGAGUUCCCUACGACAUCCUAAAACCCGUAGUGGACAAGGCGACGCCACAACAGCUGUUUAUGCUAGAGCAUUUCAAUCCUUAUCUCAUGGAGGAUACGGACCACCUGUGGCAGACACACUGCAACAAACACUUUAGGAAUAAACAACGACAGGAGAUGGAGACGUGGCGGGAAAUGUAUAUGCGAUGCCAAGAAGAGCAAGAGGUCAAGCUGAGAUCUCUCACGGCGAAUAUCAAGAUGACGCAAGAGGCCAAGAAACUACCCAUCAAACAGACCAAAAUGGCCUACGUCGAUACAGUGGUCAAACCGCCUCGGAAUAUUGCCAGGAAACAGGCACUCCACGGCACAGCACGAACCUCAUCAGCGAGCCCAGCGGCUCGAGUGGCCGCCCUCGCCACCACGGCCAACGUGGCACGAGCCGGCACCGCCCGCCCGCCCCUCGCCGCCCCCGCCACAGGACCCACCUUCAAGCCCAAGAAGGCACCACUCAUGCAGAAAGCCCUACAGUUCAUGAGAGGACGGAAACGAUGAUAGAAGUGUUGUUUGUGGUUGUGUUUUGUUUCUGUGACUAUGGUUCUGAAUGUUUGGUAAAAAUGGAGUUUCGAGAUCUCGUGGGUUUGUUUGGAUCGAUGGAUAUGUUUCUGAUGUACCUAAUACUUUUUGGAUCGCAUCUGCGUGUAUGCAAUGAGUCAGUUGGAACCGUUGUUUGUUGAGUUACGUAUAAUGUACCAGAAUUUUUAUGUACUUAGGUAUCUUUUAUCUGAAAUAGUAAGAUUUCACUUGAACAAAUAAUCGAUCAAUUCGUGAAGCAAGCAAGAGCACUUUUCUUUAUGCGCCUAAUGUGUACAGUUCAACAGGGUGAAUUAUCAGGACUUGAUUGGACUUACGAGUUUCGUCUCUUUGCACUGAAUAGGCCAGAAUUAUUCAUUUGUUACCCGUAGGUAGAGGUAUUGUAUAUCCCAUUCCACGGGGAAAGGCAUCUGACAGAACCCUUAUUACAUUCGAAUAAGGGUA
Messenger RNA from Plutella xylostella (diamondback moth), 2983 nucleotides. The record is from RefSeq and is a predicted model, not a curated record. NCBI's taxonomy places the organism in Eukaryota, Metazoa, Arthropoda, Insecta, Lepidoptera, Plutellidae.